ACCCGCGCGGCGCCUGGGCGGGGCAGCCACUGCGCCUGCGCCGCCGCCAUCGCUGCCCCCCGCGCCCCGGCCCCGCUGCUGCCGCCGCCGCCGCCGCGCUCCGCCCGCCGGAGGGUCCGUGUGUCUAUGUGUGCCCACUCUUCCUUGGGAGAUGUCCAAUGUUUCCAGUUAUGCCCUUCGAAUGGCCCGGCUGAGUGCUCAAAUAUUCGGAGAAGUUGUCAGGCCAACUGACUCAAAAUCUAUGAAGGUGGUGAAGCUGUUCAGUGAGCAGCCUUUGGCCAAGAGGAAGGAGGUCUACGACUGGUAUCCUCCUCACAACACCUACUACGCCCUCAUGAAAAAGCUCCGUUACUUUGGUCUCUACAGGGAUGAGCAUCAGGACUUUAAGGAGGAGAUGAGGCGAUUGAAAAAGCUCCGUGGGAAGGAAAAGCCAAAGAAGGGUGAAGGAAAGAGAGCACUCAAGAAGAAAUAAUGCCGUUUGGACAGUAUAACUCACUACUUGGGAAGAGCUGGAGAGCAGCUGUUCUCCAGCCUUUCUGUUCCCAGCUGGAGAGGACUUGGCAAGUGAGCUGCAUGUGGGGCACAGGAAACAUGCUGUGAAAUACCGAAGUCCACCUUGGGAAUGCACUUAGAUCUUUGUGGUUUUAUUGGGUUUUAAUAUCUGUGGUUUAAAUAUACUGUAUAUUGUAGCGCAUUCAUUUGUCAGAGCCCUCUCUUACCUAAGUAGUAAAAGCUAUACUAAUAAAAAGAAGUGGUCAGUGUUUUUCUUGGAAAUACUUGUAGUGGUUUCAGUUUUUCUUGAUCUGGAAAAUUGUUUGUCAUUGUCUGUUUUAAUUUGUUGGAUUAAGAUGAACAUUGUUUUUCAUGUGGCUACAAAAAAUAGUUUCCUGCUUCUACUGCUGCCUCUCAUCUUGCCUGUUAUAGUGAGUUUAACCUCAGGUAUCUUUAGUGUUAAUUUUUUUAAGUUGCUUUUAGAAUCUAUUGUUCUGCAUUUAGCACUGGACAUGGUCCAGUGUCUGCCCACAGCACUCUUGUUGUACCCUGAAUAUUUAGAUAUUGCAACAGAAGAGGCUGAAGUUUGAGGGCUUAAAUUGUUUUCCAGUUUGAGACCCCUUACUGAUUAUCAUUUUAAAUUUACUGUAAUAAAAGGAUUUUGAAUAUAUUUUAAUUUCUUCGAUGACACGUGGGAAGUACUUCAUAAGCUGAUGAAGUUUUACUGGUAUUCAGUUUGUGGCUUUACUGCUUGGCUUCUCCAGUGUUGGUAAUAUUAGUAACUGCAUAUAUCUACCAUUCUUACCUGUCAGUCUCCAUCUCAGAACAGAAGGUACAGAAUGCAGCUGUGCUGCUCUGUGUGAACACAUCUGCAUCUUGCCUGUGUGUGGCCUGAAACAGCAUCUUUUUAGUUUCCAGACCAUGUAAGCUUAGAGUAACGUCCUGGAGGUAGUAAAGGAAAGCUGUUAUAAAGGUGGAGUGACCAGAGCAGAAAGUACCUGUACAGUCAGCUUGGGGUAUUCUUGAGAGAGGCAUUCUGAAGUCAGGAGCAGUGCUAACCUACUGACAUUUUGGAACCAGGCUUGUUCAAAUUUAAAUGUGUUUGAAGGGAUCUGUUCAAUCCUUGAAAUUGGUGGAUCCACAUAGGUUGGGAACAGCUCAACAACUGUACUAUGGCAAGGUUAUUAAAGAGGUGUUGAUUGUACUAAGUGUGUUCUGGUGAACUGUGUAGUUGUUCAGUAUCCUUACUGAGUGUUACCUGGUUUUCUAACUCUUAAGAGAGGAUGAUUUUAGGAGAUCUGCAGUAUUGUGGAAGAAGUGCCUGAGUUCUUACCAUGGUCAACAAAAUGCUAUAGAAGUUAGUAAAAUACAUAUCUGCUCUGUACUGUAGUGCUAAAUUUCUCUUAUUCUAAAUUAAAAACCUUUUAGUAACUUGCAACUUGUGCUCAACUCUGAUGUGGCAUUUUGAUGUUCUGUGUGCUGUUUAUGGGUUGUGACCUGUCUGGUACUGCAAUUUACAAAGCCUGUGAUGGACCCUCUUGAGAAGUACGUGGUUCCUGGGAUAUAUGUGUGCAACUGAGGGGAAGUGAUCUAGUUCCCUCAAAUUAUUCUUCAGGAAGGAGAGAGCAGAUGGAGCCAGGUACUAGGUAGGAGAGGGAAUUGCCUGAGUAGGAAGGUUGCUGCUGCUGUGUUUCUGGCUGUGAGUGGGUGGGGUGGGGUUGCUCUGUUGCUUUGUUUAGUGGAGAGAAAGACCAGUUCUGAAACUCUACUAGAAUUAACUGUUGCAGCCAUGGACAUCUGGUUAAGUGUAGGUAUGACAGCUUUGGUGGCAAGCACUUGGUGUCUUCCAAAAUUGAACCAAAGAUCAGUAAAUAUUUUCCCUGCAAUUUAAGAGGAAAAAUAACAGCAUCUUUGUUGUUCCUGUGACACAGUAAAAGCUUUGACAGUGUAAACACAAGAGAGACCGUGUGCGUGCAUCAAGAAGUGAGUUAUGGUUCUACUCCAGUAAAGUAUGCAUGGCCUUAAAUUCUGUGUGUGGAGAUACCUGGUUAUGAGUAUACAUAGGAUAUAGAGAACAGUGCUACAGCACGAUUGGCCAUCGCUUAGGCUUCUGAAUCCAUGUUUAGCCUGCUUAAGGCUGAGCAUCUACAGACCCCUGCUGAGGGCAGUGAAUGCCACCAGUGCUCAGUAGCUUAGUGUGCCACCUCGCUACACAUGGAUACGGACUCAGCAGUGUAGUAGUUGAUAAUUAGGCUUGAGGAUUGUAUCUGUUCUUCCUUGUCUGCUCCAAGCCACUUAGCUAUUUAUGGGUUUUGAGAAGUCCCUGUCAUCAACAGGAAAGUGAAAGGCUUGUUUGACUAAUCAUGUAUAAUGAUCCCCUGUGUCUACAACUUGCCAGAGCAAACCUGCUCUAGAAUCAAAGCAUCACCCUGGGAACGUGCUUCAGGAAGAUACUUAUUGCAGCAUAUCCAAGAAGGGAGAGGAACUGAUACAAGUGCCUGUGAAGUAAGCAGACAUGAAACAAAUGGACUGAAUUGUUGAUUUUCAUCUUUGGAGUGUUUACAGAAAUAGUGGAUGGAGCAAAAAAUUAUAACUUUUUUAAACAGCAAUAAAAGUACAUGAGAGGUUCCCUUGA
Messenger RNA from Apus apus (common swift), 3127 nucleotides. It is a transcript of the gene MRPS33, whose product is annotated as mitochondrial ribosomal protein S33. The transcript is spliced from 3 exons. The coding region runs from base 152 to 472 and encodes 106 amino acids. NCBI's taxonomy places the organism in Eukaryota, Metazoa, Chordata, Aves, Apodiformes, Apodidae. Gene Ontology annotation, cellular component: mitochondrion. The record is from RefSeq and is a predicted model, not a curated record.